UGUACUUCUUCUUAGUGACUCCCAAAAAGUUCGCCGUCUAUCUAAGAAUCUCUUCGUUUCCGCCAAAUUACUCAGAGGCCCUGCUGCUCGUCUUUGUUGUUGAGAUCUUUCCAUAUUAGACACGAGAUACUCUUUCGACCGCCAACAUGUCUGAAAGAAAGGUGCUUACGAAGUACUACCCACCCGAAUUCGACCCCUCCAAGAUCACUCGUACUCCCAAACAUCUGCGGCCUACAGGACCUAAGACCAUCCCAGUGCGUUUGAUGGCGCCUUUCAGUAUGAAGUGUACGUCAUGUGGUGAAUAUAUCUACAAGGGCCGCAAAUUCAACGCACGGAAAGAAACGACAGAGGAGAAGUAUCUCAACAUCAGUAUCUACCGUUUCUACAUCCGCUGCACGAGAUGUAGUUCGGAAAUCACCUUCAAGACCGAUCCCAAGAAUAUGGACUACACCUCCGAAAGAGGAGCCAAGCGAAACUUCGAGUCUUGGCGGAACCCAGAGAGCGCCGAGUUGCAGGAAACUGAUGAAGAUCGGCUGGACAGGCUAGCGAGAGAGGAGGCUGACGAAGAAGAAAAUGCCGAAAGGAAUGCGAUGGAAGAACUCGAGGAUAAGAUGGAAGAAAGCAAGAGGGAAAUGCAGGUUGCAGAUGCCUUGGACGAGAUCAUGCAGAGAAACGCACGCAUCGAGAGAGGCGAGAAGGGUGGCAAGGAAGACGAGGCUCUGGCUCAGGUCAGAGAUGUUGCACAAGAACAGCGGGAAGCGCAGGAAAGAGAAGACGCCGAAGCGGCGAGAAGAGCGUUCGAGAUUGCAAAAGCCCAGCAGGCCGGACCAGAGGAAGAGGUGGAGAUCGAGUACAAGGCUCCCAAACCACUGGAGGCACAGAGGUUGAUGCUGCCUCCUCCUUCCUUCGAGAAAGUCAAAAGGGCGAAGAAGCCCUUGGUUCCUGGGCUGGUGCGCAAGACUGAGCCACCCCCGCCAGCGCCAGUAGUUGUGCAAGUCAAGCCAGCAGGUCUUGGCCUGGGUGAUUACGACUCUGAUGACGACUGAAUGAAGCGGUAGAUUUCGCGAACACUUGAAAGCAAUCGCAGAUUGCUAGCCUAUCGGUAACACAACCGCCUGAGACGAUAUGCUGUGAAUGUUCUCUACUGGAUUCAAUCUCCUUUACUGGGUGGAUGGCCAAUUAUG
Exophiala viscosa is the source of this 1184-nucleotide messenger RNA. RefSeq lists its product as uncharacterized. The transcript has a single exon. Gene Ontology annotation, cellular component: U2-type catalytic step 1 spliceosome. NCBI's taxonomy places the organism in Eukaryota, Fungi, Ascomycota, Eurotiomycetes, Chaetothyriales, Herpotrichiellaceae. Gene Ontology annotation, biological process: mRNA splicing, via spliceosome. The coding region runs from base 147 to 1046 and encodes 299 amino acids. The record is from RefSeq and is a predicted model, not a curated record.